Nematocida parisii ERTm1 is the source of this 1638-nucleotide messenger RNA. RefSeq lists its product as uncharacterized. The transcript has a single exon. The coding region runs from base 1 to 1617 and encodes 538 amino acids. The record is from RefSeq and is a predicted model, not a curated record. Lineage: Eukaryota; Fungi; Microsporidia.
AUGAGAAGAAGUACAAAAUACAUAUUUGUCAUCGGAAUGCUUAUUAUAAAGCAUUCUUUUGUAUACACAGCUAAUGAACAAAAAGAAGUACCGGCUGAUACAAACAGCGAGAAAACAAAUAUUAAGAUUAAACUAGAUGAAUUUAUUGAAUUUAUGAACAACGAAGAAUAUGUAAUUUAUGAUUUAAAAGAAGCAAAUGAUGAAAUUCAAUGCUGUGUAGAUUUAAUUCUAAAUAAAGGAUAUAAGACUGUCACAUUGAAAAAACCAAUCAAUUCAGAACUUAGUAAUCCAGAAAUAAAAAUCAGCCAAAAUAAAAGCAAUCAAUCGUCUGCUGUAAAUCAGAGCAUAUAUACAGCAAUUGAAAGUAGGAAUUUAUCCAAAAAUCUAUUUACUAGCAGUAAAUCCACAGGAUAUAAACUAGUAGAUAUUCCUAUACUCUCACCAUACAUUGAAAAUUACUAUGUGCUAAUUAUAGAGGAUUUUAAAAAUAUAAUAGAUAUGUGUAAAUAUAUAUCAAUAGAUUCAAAUAAUAAGGAUCCUUCUGAGACUCUCAUAUUGGACCAAGAAAAUAUGGCCAAGUAUUUCUUAAGUCAUACACAAUCACCCCAUAUAUUUUUAGAAUUUAGCUUUAAUGACUUACUAAAGCAUGGUUCACCCAAAGAGUAUUUUAAAAUGAUAAAAGAUAAAGAUAGUGGCGACUUAAAAGACUCUAUUAAAACAUUUGAUAAAACCUGCCAUGAUAUAUGCAGAUUCUUUGCCUACUUAUCUAACCAGAUAUACUUAUUUGUAGCCUCACAAAAAGAAUUCAAUAUCCAUACAAAAAACAAACUAAUUUCAUACUUAAAUAAAGAUGAUGUAGAAUCUGAUUCAGACCCAAAAAGUCAAGUCAAUGAAAUUAGCGAGGAACCAAUGCACCAGCAGUAUUUAUGUGCAUGGAGGCUUAAAAACUGCUCUUUUAUUUUACAGAUUAAUGAAUUGCUUAAUCUCUUAUUAUCUGCUUUACAAAAAACCCGAUGUGAUUUAUCCAGUAUAAAUAUAAGUAAUAAUACUUAUAAAGAAUAUCUGAAAAAUAAUAAGUUUAAUAAAGUAUAUAAAAAGGCUCGUCUUCUAGCAAAUGAAAUUAUAGCCAUUAAUACCAUGCAAAGCCAUGGUAAAAUCAUGCAGAUCCAAGAAAAUGUAUUACAGCUCGCAACAGUUGCAGUAGAACUAAUGCGAGAAAUUGUAUUGAGCCUAUACAAGAAAGCAAACUAUAUAAAUGUAAAGGCAGAAGACAAAAACUUUUGUAGUAAGAAAGAAUUUAAACAAGAUAUAAAAAAGCUAUGGAAUAUAUCCAACGCCAUCAAAGAAUACAAAAAAGUUCUUCCCGAGUACGAAAAAUUAGAUCUAUACCAAUAUACAGAAAAACUUGAAAAUGACCUAAAUACAAUUAUUUCCAUUAACAAUGAUAAUUUAAAAACAAAAGUAUCCACUGCUUCCACAAAUCCAGAUUUAAUUGAAAGAACUAAGAAAUUCAUUAAAAAUCCAAGGGAAUAUUUAAUAAAAGCACGCGCGUGUGCAGUACCAAAUACUUCUACACAGAAUAAUCAGAAAAAGAAAGAAAUGACAACUGAACUUUAAUAAAAAUAACUGGUUUAUUAA